AUGCUGCCCCACUAUCCGAAGCAGUGGAUGAACGACUACGAUGGAUGGCAAAGCUGGACCGAGGACCUUAGUAAGGGCCAUGGCUAUGUAGCUCUAAAGAUCGUCCAAGCCAAUACCACAGAAGCACGGAUCCUCAAAUACCGCGCGCAAUGUCCACGUGACCAUCCGGGAAGCAACCAUGUCAUGAAACUACGAGAUCAUUUUGUAAUCAAGACGACGAAUGGAUCCUAUGAUGGCCUUGCUCUCGAGCUUGUCGGCUUAAAUGUUUUUACGGCAUUAGAAAACUCGCCAUAUGGGAAGCUUUCCCGUGACAGGGCUCGGCGGGCAUCUGUACAAGCCGCAAUGGGAUUGACAUAUAUGCACCAGUGGAAGGUUGGUCACGGAGAUCUCCACUCUGGCAACGUCUGCUUCGCGGCAUUAGACAUGAAUAAUCUCAGCGAAGCCCAAAUAAUGAGCCACCUUGGUCCACCGUAUCUCCAAGCUGUGAGGAGGAGAGAUGGUAAAGCUAUUUUACCCUCAGUACCUAGUUACACGGUAAAACCAAGCUCUUUUACUCAAGCUAGAGGUGGUAUUAAGAUCAUUGAUCUUGGACAAGCCUUCUUCUUUGACCGGAAACCGGAACGUAUCAUUACUCCAGUCAAGGUUAAGGCCCCCGAACUACUUUUAUCCACAAACUCUCUCAGUUGGGACUACAGAGUCGAUCUAUGGGCGCUGGGUUGUUUGGUAUACGUCAUCCUUUUCUAUGAGUUCUUCGUGGGCAAGCCGGCUUUUAAUACCUUAACUCCAAAGGCUCUAUUAUUGGAAAUGACUCGCAUGGUUAGGGAUCCACCUCACCGCUGGCAGUCUCAAUUUAAUUCUGAGGAAUUUUUGAAUCCUGACGGAACCCCAAGGGAGAUAUACGAAGGUCCAAGACCCCUAGAAGAGACCCUAAAAGCAGACUAUGACUUUCUAGGGGGGGAUAUGACUCCCGAAGAGCUUAAACUCUUAGCUGCAUUAUUAAGAGAGCUUUUGGUCCUCGAACCAGAGGAGAGAAAAUCAGCUAGUGAAAUAGUAGACAAUCCAUGGCUUUGUGGGUCUUGA
Messenger RNA from Venustampulla echinocandica, 1080 nucleotides. RefSeq lists its product as uncharacterized. Gene Ontology annotation, molecular function: protein kinase activity; ATP binding. The record is from RefSeq and is a predicted model, not a curated record. Bases 1 to 1080 code for a protein of 359 amino acids. Gene Ontology annotation, biological process: protein phosphorylation. The transcript is spliced from 6 exons. Lineage: Eukaryota; Fungi; Ascomycota; Leotiomycetes; Helotiales; Pleuroascaceae.